CUUAAGUGUCUCUGUGCGUACAGCGGGAAGGAAGAUAAACUGCAGACACUUUCUUUCUGUAACCAGAUAUAAACCAAAUAAGCAGAAACUGCUGGUCACCUGCUGAUGAAGGUGUGCUUGCCGCAUAGUCUUCAGAAAAGCUGCAGAGAGAGGGAACAGCCAUGAGUCUGCUGUGAUAAUGGAUCGUAGCAGAGCAGAUCGAAACAAAACUCAAAAAUGUAUUAACGACACAGAGGAACCCAAAUACGAUGUGGUGGAUAACCAAGAACAAGUGCUAAGUGUACGCAUUCUUCCUGCGAGGCCCAUAAAUGAUGACAGAGAGUAUGCAGACAGGGAUCUCCCAAGGUCAUCAUCAGCUCAGAAUAUUUCACCAUUUGCCCCUAGUAACUCCAACAUCCUUCCAAGAUGUUCACCCAGAGAAACACCAUUUACAACAGGACCUGUUGUAAACAGAGAUCUGAAGCCUGGCAGACAAAAGAUUAAAUCAGAUAGGAAGAUCCCACCUGUGGCACAAGGAGAUCAGCACUCACACAGGAGCUUGCCAACGCCUUCACCUUUUACCCUGGAGUUGGUCAGUGUCUUGUCUGGAAUGGCUGAACAGGAACCCUUCAAGAGAGAAAGAGAGCGUGAGACAGCGAGAAACUUCAGUUCGCAUAUGAAAGGUCCUCUCAGCUCUGAAAGUCUUUUAGGCCCCCAAAGCAAUUACAGGCAUUCUUUGGAUUUGGAGUCUCACAUGGAAAGAAGGUCCCAACAAAGUCUAGAAAGGGUGCCAUCAAAACGCCAUCACCACGAGUGGCCUCAGACGAAAGAAGACUUUGACCAGCAUGACUUUGUUCCCAUGGAAAAGCCUCAAGAGACCUGUGAGGAAGACUGGUACAUUGGAUCAUGUAAUCGAGCAGAUGCUGAGCACGCCUUGCACCUGGUGAACAAGGAUGGGGCGUUUUUGGUACGAGACUGCUCCACCAACAACAGCACUGAACCCUUGGUAUUGGUUGUGUAUCAUGAGAAGAAGGUUUAUAAUGUAAAAAUUCGGUUCAUUGAGACCACAAAAAAGUAUGCAUUGGGAACAGGAUAUCGUUCAAAUGAUAUGUUUGACUCUGUGGCAGACAUCAUCAAGUUCCACUCCAUAUUUCCAAUAACACUCAUCAGUGGGAGAAACAUGACCGGAAACAAAUACCCAGACAACUGUGUGCUGACAUUUCCGAUAACUAAAUGGGAUGUUGAACGGCUGCUACAAUAGCAUGUGAACCUUGCCAGCAACAAUCUGUUGAUGUGCGACCAGUAACAUUCACAAAGUUUUUUGUACUCAUCCACGGCUUUUGUAUACAAAUGCACUGGAUAUGAAUGUCAAAAUUAGUUUAGAUAAUAAUCACGUGUUAAAGUUACAUAACGUUAUUUUUAAAGUAAUUCUAUGGGAAAAUUGUUCUAAAUCUUUUUGGGUCCAGUAAUACAAAAUCUCUCACAAUCCUAAUACUGAUUUAACUGGUUUGGUCAUAGCAUAGAUAAUUUGGCAGGAAUUAUCGGACUUAAUGUGCGUUCUUUCUUGGUUCUGUAAAAUGCACUUUUUAAUGAUACAGCACAAUUUAUUUUAAGAUUUUUUUUUUACAGAUGUCAGAUAAUAGUGAUUUUGAUCCUAAUUAUC
Molecule: messenger RNA, 1642 nt
Organism: Archocentrus centrarchus (flier cichlid)
Lineage: Eukaryota; Metazoa; Chordata; Actinopteri; Cichliformes; Cichlidae
Gene: clnk
Product: cytokine dependent hematopoietic cell linker
Exons: 17
Coding region: 179-1240 (353 amino acids)
Biological process (GO): cell surface receptor protein tyrosine kinase signaling pathway; intracellular signal transduction
Source: RefSeq, a predicted model, not a curated record